Messenger RNA from Lachancea mirantina, 1641 nucleotides. The record is from the annotation of a GenBank genome assembly. Lineage: Eukaryota; Fungi; Ascomycota; Saccharomycetes; Saccharomycetales; Saccharomycetaceae.
AUGUACAUUAUCAGAUGUCAAAGAUGGGAUCGAAGAUGGAACUCUUCUUUGAGAAACUUAUUGAGAAAUAGCCUUUCAGAAAGCAGAUCUCUUUUGUCAAAGAAACCUACGCAUGAUCUACAGCCGACAGAACCAGCCAGAACUCGAUUUGCACCAUCACCAACUGGUUUACUUCAUAUAGGGUCCCUUAGAACAGCACUUUACAAUUACCUGCUUGCCAAAAGCACUGGUGGUCAAUUCUUGUUAAGAUUAGAAGAUACAGACCAAAAAAGGUUAGUUCCAGGGGCCGAAAAGAAUAUCUAUGAUUCGCUUAGAUGGUGCGGUAUUUCUUAUGACGAGGGACCUGGUGUUAAAGAUGACGGGUUAGGCCCGUUUAGACAGAGCGAUAGGGCUGAGAUUUAUAAGAAGUACAUUGACCAGUUGCUGGAGACUGGACACGCUUAUCGAUGUUUUUGUCCAAAGGAAAGACUGGAAGAUUUGCGCAAGAGUGCCCAGCUCAUGGUUCCCCCAACAACAGCCUCGUACGAUCGACAUUGUUCAAGGAUAGCCGAUGAUAUGGUACAAAAGCAAUUGAGGGAAAGUAGGCCCUUUACAAUUAGAAUGAGAUCACCCAAGAUUUAUCCACCUUUCCACGAUUUGCUACAUGGCGAGAUCGAUAUCCAGAUGCAAACGAACGCGAAUGACGUUCGUUACGAUGACCCCAUCCUCAUGAAGUCAGAUGGUUUACCGACAUACCACUUUGCAAACGUUGUCGAUGACCAUCUAAUGGGAAUUACGCACGUUAUUCGAGGUGAAGAAUGGCUACCGUCGACUCCAAAGCACAUUGCUCUUUAUGAAGCAUUUGGGUGGCAGCCGCCUAAAUUCAUUCACAUUCCUCUCUUAACAUCGAUGUCAGACAAAAAAUUGAGCAAACGUCGCGGCGACGCAGACGUUUUGGCGCUGAAACAGAAGGGUGUCUUACCUGAAGCACUUGUAAAUUUCUGUGUUCUCUUUGGGUGGUCUCCUCCUCGCAAUCUCGCCGCCAAAAACCACGAAUGCUUUACUUUACAAGAACUAGUCUCAGUUUUUAACAUUGACCAUUUAACGAAAGGCAACGCGAAGGUCGAUGAAAGCAAGCUUUGGUUUUUCAACAAGCAUUAUCUUUCGCGCCGGCUGGAAACAGAAACCGGUUUCAAUCAAAUGCUCGGUGCUCUUUACGAGUUGUUGCUCCCCGAGUUCCCCGAACUGGACCUGUACUACUUGACAAAGGUAUUAAGAGCUGUAGGGCAUUCUCUAGAGUCACUGAAUAGCUUUAGUGACAAUUUUUACUAUCUUCUGACCAAACCUCGCUUCAGAGAUAACAUUUACGUCAGAGAUUUUCUUCAAAACCAAGACCUGGCGCAGGUGCUACAAGUGUUAGAAAAACUUCAGGGCCACCUUAACGAAGACAAAAUACAGGAGCAGUUGGCAUCAGCCUCAAACCAGUUAAAAAUUCCAAAAAAAGUCGUUUUUGAGACUACCAGAUUUGCUCUAACUGGUUCGCUCCCAGGUGUUAAAAUUCAAACGAUCGUCUCUCUAUUAGGUUCUUCUGAGAGUAACGAGCGCUUCAAGGAGGCUAUUGAGCUCUUAAAGAUAGGUGAGCUAUCACCGACACCUGUCUAA